GAGCUUCUAGAAAUCGCAACCUUACGUCCCUUUGGAAUAUCCAAGGCAUUAAGGAUGGUGCAGGAUGAAUUCACCCGUUUCAUGUUUCAAGGGGGCUGAAAGAGGAAGCAGGUAAAAGAAAAGACGAGAGGCAGAGUAGCCAAUAUUCAUGAAGGAAUGUUUAAGAGCACUUUGACUUUCGUGGAACUUAUCACAGAGAAUCGGUUACUCUUGAUUACUGCACUCAUCGUUUCUUGGAUAAGUCUCAAACUUUCACAGUUAUUGUUGAUCUAUUUGAAAUACACUGUUGGAGUAUGGUGCUUAUCUAAUCGGAAAACACUUCGUCAGGCUGGUGAAUGGGCAGUUGUCACUGGUGCAUCGUCAGGUAUUGGUGAAGCGUAUGCAGAAGAACUGGCCACAGAAGGUCUCAAUAUCAUGCUUAUCAGUAAUGAUGAGAAACAACUAUCGUCCGUUGCUAAACGAAUCGCAAAUACCUACAAUGUUCAAACACGAAUUGUGGUUGCAGAUUUCACUAAAAAUGAUGUUUAUGAAAUAAUAAGACCUGCUGUUGACCAACUGUCCACAAUUGCUUGUUUAGUUAACAAUGUUGGUAUGGUGUUACCCUUCGAGUUGUUUGCUGGAGAAGUUGAUUCACCGAAUGAAGAAUCAAUCAAAAAUAUCAUUCAUUGUAACAUUUUAUCUACACUGAUAAUGACAAACAUCAUUCUGCCGAAAAUGUUAACACAGAAAGGACCUAAUCCUGGUAUCAUAAACAUUUCAUCUUAUACAGCUUUAAAAGUGAUGCCCUACUUGACAAUUUAUCCUUCAACCAAAGCAUUCAUUAUUCAAUUCUCUAGAUGUCUGGCUGCAGAACAGUAUAGAAAGAAUGUGAUUAUACAAACGAUGUAUCCAUUAUUUGUAUCUACAAAUAUGACCGAUUUAAGAGAAGCCACAUAUUUCACACCAUCUGCUAAAGUCUAUGCUAAAAGUGCAUUGGAUAUGUUUGGUGUUGAACAACAAACCACUGGUUAUUUUCCACAUGAGUUAAAAGCAUUUGUAUACAAUUUAUUGCCAACAUCAUUGUGGGUAAAAAUAAUCGAACGUACGUUCACUCCAAUCAGUAGACAAUCGAAGAAGUUUGACUAACAUGAAUGUUGUUUUUCAACUUUCCUGAGAAACAGUAAAACCUAAAAAUGAACAUUUCGAAAAUUUUACGAAUUUCUUUCCAAUUAGUUAAAUGUAAUGAUAUAAAUCCAUUCUAUACCGUAGUUUCUCAUUAGCUGCUUACAACCAAAUUGUUGUUAA
Molecule: messenger RNA, 1284 nt
Organism: Schistosoma mattheei
Lineage: Eukaryota; Metazoa; Platyhelminthes; Trematoda; Strigeidida; Schistosomatidae
Source: the annotation of a GenBank genome assembly